AUGGCCUUUCUUCUGCCCAUCGUUCUAGCAUCCUUCUUCAGCUUUGCCAAGAAUCUCUUUGUCCCGCCUGCUAACUACGGUAUCGGCCAAGUUCGUCCCAUCAUGCCCCUCCCCAAAGCCUUUAGCGUCGCCAAGGGCAGUGGGAGAACAAAGAUUGCUCUUGUCAACAACGGAUACACAGGGGGCGAUAUCGACCGUCUUCUGGACAAGAUUGCCAAUGAUGUAACGACCGGCGUACCUGGCGCACCCAUGGAUGUUGUCAGAGUGAGCCGCGAGGACGACUUGGUCACGACUUGCCGUAGCACCUUGCGCGGAGUAACGACUUGCUUCUGCGCCGUUGUUAUGCGCUCAUCGCCAACCGAGGGCCCUGGCGGGUUUUGGAACUACACCAUUCGAACUGACGCUGCCUUUUGGAGAGAGCCCGUCAAGUUUGACGUGCGCAAGUCGACCAACGUCGAGCAGGUGUACAUUCUGCCCAUGCAGAGGGCUGUCGAUACCGUUAUUGCCGCCUUCAAUGGCUCCAGCUCGGAUCCUUUGGCCAAAACCGAGGGGCUGCCCUUUGCCAACAUGUCGCAAAGGGAACGAGAUACAAAGGUCCGCCAGGCCUACCACAAGGCCAUCGUCAACUUCAUGGCCGUUGCCUUCAUUGCCAACAUCUUGUGGAUCACGUACCACCUUACUGGCUUCGUCGCUACUGAACGCGAAAGUGGCAUGUCGCAGCUUCUCGAUGCCAUGAUGCCGACAGACAAGCCAUGGAAGGCUCAAGCUGUUCGCAUCACUGCCCAUCAUUUGUCUUUUUCUAUCAUCUACGCUCCUGCAUGGAUAAUCGGCUCCAUCAUUAUCCGCUUUGGCGUCUUUGUAAACACCAGCGUCGUCAUCGUCCUGUUGUUCAACUUGCUUUCCGGGCUUUCAUUUGCAUCCAUGUCCAUCCUCUUUGCUUCCUUCUUCAAAAAGGCUCAACUUAGCAGUAUUACCGCCACCAUCACCAUCCUUCUCCUCGGUAUCCUAGCCCAGGCUCUCACAAAGCCAACCAUAGGCCCCGUUGCCACCCUGUCGGUGCUCUUUGCCCCUUGCAACUAUGUCUACUUUUUCACAUUCAUGGCCAAGUUCGAGAAGUGGGACACUGCGGCCAAUCUUGCAAAGAGCCCACCCAUGAGCUCAUGGGAGAUGCCUGGCAUCGUCUUUUUCGUCAUUGCCAUUGCUCAAAUCUUUGUGUAUCCCCUGCUCGGUGCCAUGGUUGAAAGGAACCUCUACGGCACAACCACAGAGGGGCGCAAGAUUCAACUUCAAGGGGGCGGCGAGAGCUCUCUGGUCGAGAAUGCCGUUGAACUGGACAGGCUCACCAAGAUUUACUACCCCAGCUUCUUCUCCAGCCUGUUCUGUUCCAGGUUAAAGCCCCGCGAGCCUGUGGUGGCCGUGAAUGAGCUCAGCCUCCAAGCAGGUCGAGGUCAGAUUGUCGCCCUGCUCGGAGCAAAUGGAAGUGGCAAGAGUACCACUCUAGAUGCCAUCGCAGGUCUGCACAAGCUGACUAGCGGUUCCAUCUCUAUCGAUGGUAGGGGCGGACUUGGUAUUGCACCGCAGAAAAAUGUCCUUUGGGACGAUCUAACUGUCCAGGAACAUCUUGUCACCUUCAACAGAUUAAAGGCCCCAGACGCUCCCGCUUCCAAUGAUGAUAUUUUAGAACUCAUCAGGUCGAUUGACUUGUUCCCCAAACGCCAUGCUCUAGCCAAAACCCUGUCUGGCGGUCAGAAACGAAAGUUGCAGCUGGGGAUGAUGUUGACUGGUGGAAGUGCGGUUUGCUGUGUUGAUGAAGUCAGCAGUGGGUUGGACCCCUUAUCUCGACGGAAAAUCUGGGAUAUUCUUCUGGCAGAACGAGGAAGACGCACCCUGAUUCUCACAACCCACUUCUUGGAUGAGGCAGAUCUCCUUGCUGACCACAUUGCUAUCCUGUCCAGGGGGACUCUCCGCGCUGAAGGCUCAUCUGUGGAACUGAAAGACAGGUUUGGCAGCGGGUACCGUGUUCAUGUGCGAGAGGACACUGACACAACACACUUGCCUAGCAUUCCAGGAGUCCGGAAGAAGCAAGCAUUUGAUUUGGUUACCUAUGUGGCACCCUCAUCGAAUCUGGCUGCUCAAGUCAUAAAGUCUCUAGAGGAAACCGGCAUCACUCAGUAUCGCUUUUCCGGCCCAACGAUUGAGGAUGUAUUCCUCCAGCUUGCCGAGGAAAUCAAAGAUGAAGAGGCGUUUAAAAACAUCAGUGCAGGCGUCCUUAGAGAAGUGGAUAGUGCAAAUGAAAAGGACCUAUCUUCUUCCAAUGGGAGCUCCACGCUUCAAGGUUUGAAGCUGCUCGAUGGUCAGCGAGUUGGCUACGUCAAGCAAGCCAUGAUUCUCUACAGAAAGCGUCUUACUGUGCUUAAGCGUACUUGGAUAUUGUAUCUCAUCGCGUUUCUUCUGCCCAUUUUCGCCGCUGGUCUCACGGCUCUCUAUGUCAGGGGCAAGAAACAAGUCGGUUGCACACCUGCUGAACAAGACUCCUCUUUUGGAACCGAGGACGCCUUUACCCAAGUCAAGAACAACACCAAGAUUGUUUUCCUGGCCGGUCCAACUUCCAAGCUCUCCAUCACAACUGUGAACAGUUUGCUGCAGCCAAUACUCAAUGGUUCGAGACGUGGUGCUUCUGUGGGCUCCGCCGCUUUGCAGAAUCUUAAACUGGUUGAUACCUUUGAUUCCUGGAAGCAGCAUAUCAAUGACGAGUUUCGCAACAUCACCACGGCGGUGUGGCUCGGAGACGAAAACUCCAAUCCCGCUGUCGGCUGGGUAGCCAACUUGUUCAUUACCAGCUCAAUCACUGCCCAGCAGCUCCUCGACGUCUUCCUUACCAACACAACCAUCGCCACAACCUGGUCGUCGUUCGACGUGCCCUUCAACCCCGGUAUUGGCGAUGCCCUAAGUCUUGUCAUUUACAUGGGCCUGGCGCUGUCUUGUUAUCCCGCAUUCUUCGCUCUUUACCCGAGCAAUGAGCGAAGGCGAUUUGUGCGCGCUCUGCAGUAUUCCAACGGUGUUCGACCAUUCCCGCUCUGGGGAGCCUACCUCUUGUUCGACUUUACCGUCGCCGUCAUUUCUACAGCACUCCUAACUGCAUUGUGGGCUGGCAUGUCCGACGUCUGGUAUCAUCUGGAAUAUGUCUUUGUUGUCUUUUUCCUGUACGGGCUUGCGUCGAUCCUAUACUCGUACUUUAUCUCCCUGUUCACCAAAUCCCAGCUGGCCACUUUUGCUUGGGCGGCGGCCUCGCAAGCAGUCUUCUUUUUCGGUUAUUUAAUUUCAUACAUAUGUGUAGUCACAUAUGUUCAGGUUGACCGCAUUGACUCAUCAUUGCUCAUAUGCCACUUUGUCAUCUCAGUCUUCUCGCCCAUCGCGAACGCAACCAGAGCCAUGUUUCUGGCGACAAAUCUCUUCGCAACGGCCUGCGACGGCGAAAAAAUAUCAAAAACGCCUACGGGACUUGUCGAGUACGGCGGGCCCAUGCUUUAUCUGGUAAUCCAGUGCCUCGUCCUCUUCGGCUUACUGCUGUGGUUCGACAGCGGCAACGUCGGCUCAUCCGUCCGUGGUCUCUUCAUCCGCAGCAAACCUGUCGCGGUUGCCGAGGAAGUGGGUGCAGAAACGGCCGACGACUUGACCCGAGUAACUAGCCCAGGGCAAAUGAGGGAUGGUCUUCGCGUUAUACACCUGACAAAAUCCUUCGGCAAGAACACGGCAGUGGACAAUGUCAGCUUUGACAUCAAGCGCGGCGAGGUGUUUGCCCUUUUGGGCCCCAACGGCGCCGGCAAGUCGACGACUAUUUCUCUCAUCCGGGGCGAUAUCAAGCCAAGCCGUAAUGGCGGCGACAUCUUGGUCGAGGAUAUGUCCGUCUCCAAAGACCUGGCCGCUGCACGAAGACAUCUCGGCGUGUGUCCCCAAGUCGACGCCCUAGAUCAGAUGACUGUCCGGGAGCAUCUUGAAUUCUACGCCCGGAUCCGCGGCAUCCCCGACAUCGAGCACAACGUCUCGGCAGUCUUGCAAGCCGUCGGCUUGGAGGCGUUUGCAUCCCGCAUGGGCUACGCCCUCUCGGGAGGAAACAAGCGCAAGCUCAGUCUGGGAAUCGCGCUCAUGGGCAAUCCCACCGUGGUCCUCCUCGACGAGCCUUCGUCCGGCCUCGACGCCGCCGCCAAACGAAUCAUGUGGAAGACGCUCGCGGCCACCGUCCACGGCCGCUCCAUCCUCCUCACAACCCACAGCAUGGAGGAGGCAGACGCCCUCGCCGGACGAGCGGGCAUCCUUUCACGCCGCAUGCUCGCCCUCGGGACCCCAGACGAUCUCCGCCGUCGCUUCGGCGACGUCCUCCACGUCCAUCUCGUGUCCGGCACCGCCCCCCGAACCACCGACCAAGAAAUGCAGCGCGUAGUCUCGUGGAUCCAAACCCGCCUGCCGGCCGCCAACGUCGACACAAAGACGUACCACGGCCAGCUGCGCUUCUCCGUCUCCGCAAGCGAGGUGCUGGCCCUCCAAAACCAAACCGCCAACAGCAAACCGGAGGACAUUACAUCCCACGACAGCGACGUGGCGCAUGCCGCCCGCCAAGGCAGCGCCAUAGGCCAACUCAUCGUCCUCCUGGAAGAGAAUAAGAAGGUGCUGGGCCUAAGUCACUACAGCGUCAGUCCCACCACCCUGGACCAAGUUUUCUUGACCAUUGUAGGCCAGCACAAUGUCAAGGAAGAGAACUACGAAGAGAAGAAGCAGAGCAAGUGGGCCAAGAUGAUCAAGUCCAAGCAUCUCAAGAAGUAA
This is a messenger RNA of Metarhizium acridum CQMa 102, 4821 nucleotides long. RefSeq lists its product as uncharacterized. The record is from RefSeq and is a predicted model, not a curated record. Gene Ontology annotation, cellular component: intracellular membrane-bounded organelle; membrane. Gene Ontology annotation, biological process: transmembrane transport; lipid transport. Lineage: Eukaryota; Fungi; Ascomycota; Sordariomycetes; Hypocreales; Clavicipitaceae. Gene Ontology annotation, molecular function: ATP hydrolysis activity; lipid carrier activity; ABC-type transporter activity.